UUAUACUAACACGAAAAUGCAGAACUUCAUAGCUCAAUCGUUCUUCCGAGAUAUCAAUUCCAGAGAGCUCAACGGAUUCCGAGUGAAGAAAAGACCCUAUAUAGUGGAUGAAAGGCCGGAAUCAAGCCAACUUGGAGCCGUAUCUGUCGAGCACAAUGGCAAGACUUCACCUCCAAUGGCUCUCUCUUUUUGCAAGAGUAAUGAAAACGCUCAUAUUCUAGCUGUUACGGAUGAGGCAGGGUACAUCAGCUUGUAUAAUACUCGCUUAAAAUUUCCAUCUUCUUCAACUUAUCAACAGAAUACAGAAAAAUCUAGAAUUUUGGAGUGGGUUGCCCAUGAUAAUGCCAUUUUUGAUAUUUGUUGGAUCAAGGACGAUAACAGAAUAUUGACUGCUUCAGGUGAUCAAAGUAUAAAGGUGUGGGAUGCACAAAAAAGGAAAUGUGUUGGAGCAUUGAUGGGACACACAGGAAGUGUGAAGACCAUUUCUUCUCAUCCUACUAAUCAUGACAUACUUGUAUCGGGUUCACGAGACGGGUCCUUUGCUUUGUGGGACUUGAGGUGUUCUGAGAAUAGCAGCCACAGACUAAGCAUAUCGUCAGUUGCCACUGUCCAUGAGGCUCAUGUAUCUCCCUGUCGGAGGCGGCUUAGGCGGAGAAAGGCUGCCUCGAUGAGCAUUACAUCCGUUCUCUACUUGAGAGAUGAAGUUUCCAUUGCUACAGCUGGAGCAGUUGACAGUGUUUUGAAGUUUUGGGAUACGAGGAAUCUCAAAAGGUCGGUUAUCCAAACCAGCUCUCAUCCAGAUACUUCUGACGAAAAGGAGAGGCGAUUGCAUGGAGUAUCUAGCUUGUCUCAAGAUCUAAACGGAGUGUAUAUUUCAGCCUCAUGCAUGGACAGUAGGAUAUACCUUUACAGUAUACUUCAGCUUGACAAUGGCCCUGUGAAAACUUUCUCUGGAUGUCAAAUUGACUCCUUUUUUGUUAAGUCAUCAAUCAGUCCAGAUGCCUCUCAUAUGCUUUCUGGUUCUAGUGAUGGAAAUGCAUACGUUUGGCAGGUAAACAAGCCUCACCUAGAUCCAAUGUUACUGAAAAGCCAUGAUGGAGAAGUUACUGCAGUGGAUUGGUGCCCUUCAGAGAUGGGGAAGGUAGCAACAUCUGCAGAUGAUUUUACAGUUCGCUUUUGGAACAUCCAAGGCUGUUGCUACUCAAACUCAAGAUCUCCUUCAUCCAUUCGAAGAAGAGUAAUGGCAGUUCCAAGUAUAGAACGGAAAAGGCUGUUUAUCGAUGAAGAUUUAACUAGUUUGAAAAAUAACUCUGAAAUCUGCCCCCAAGGUGCAGUCUCCAAUAUUCAUUCUCCUAAACCAACCAUUGCCUCAGAAACUACCACUCCUGAAUCCCAAAGGAGUAGAUAUUCAUCAAAUUUCAGAUUAAAGGAAAACUUGGAUAAGACUCCAGAAGCUGCAAGUAGAAGCCCCUCUUCCGUUCUGAAUCCUCCUUCGUCGUUGAAGAGAAGAACAAUUAGAGACUAUUUUUUGGUAGCUUGAUAUAUCUUUUUAAUGUUGAUCAAGAUUAUUUACUUGUUCAUAGUGAUGGCCAGUGAUUAUGCGACAAGAAGAUUGAUGGUUGAAGUGCUUACGUGAGAAUGUAAUUGCAUUUUUCAGCUUUCUUAGAAUCGACCUUUGUCAUUGCAUAUCUAGGUUAGUGAUAUUUACUGAUUCCUGUGGCUGUAUUUCAAUGUGGUGUUUGAAGUAAGCAAGGCUUCUUGCCUGAGCUGAAUCUGAUCCAUCAGAGUUUUUGCUGAUGUUUCUAUUUUGUAAAGCAAUCACUUGGAAUAAUUUGUAAGCGAAUCUUACAU
Molecule: messenger RNA, 1851 nt
Organism: Coffea eugenioides
Lineage: Eukaryota; Viridiplantae; Streptophyta; Magnoliopsida; Gentianales; Rubiaceae
Product: denticleless protein homolog
Exons: 16
Coding region: 17-1540 (507 amino acids)
Biological process (GO): proteasome-mediated ubiquitin-dependent protein catabolic process
Cellular component (GO): nucleus
Molecular function (GO): protein binding; protein-macromolecule adaptor activity
Source: RefSeq, a predicted model, not a curated record